GGCUGUGUAGUCGAUCACCGAUAGACGCCGGCGUUCAUCGAGCAGAGCAGCUGGAGCAGCAGCACACAGCAGCGGCUAACCCGUCCGGAGGAGGCCGCUGACAGGAGCACAGGUGGCAGCACAGUUCGCUCGGGCUGCUCGGAAACCGGCGGGUGUUAUGGCCGACAGCGUGGACACCUUUCUCAGGGCACAGCACCGCACAUUCAGCGGACUGACUGAAGAUGCAGAGCGAGAGUGGAAGGGACCAUUUUGCUUCAUCCAGGCCGCAGACCCGCAGCUUGGGCUGAUGAAGGCCUGGAAGGACGGCGACUGCGACGGCGGAGGGGAUGAAUGGGCCGAGGAGGUGGAGCUCACCAAGCAGGCUGUGGAGGCCGUUAACCAGCUCAGACCUAGGCCGAGGUUUAUGGUGCUGUGUGGGGACUUGGUCCACGCCAUGCCAGACACACCAUUCAGAGAAGGUCAGGAGAAAGACCUGAAGGUAGCCUUGAAGGGGAUGGAUCCCUCCAUCCCUCUGGUGUUUGUCAGUGGGAACCAUGACCUGGGCAACACACCCACCCCGAGUACGGUGGAGCAGUAUUGCAGUGCAUGGGGGGACGACUAUUUCAGCUUCUGGGUGGGCGGCGUCCUCUGCCUGGUUCUGAACUCCCAGCUGUUCUACGAUGCCUCAGCCUGCCCUCAGCUGAAGGAGGCCCAGGAGAUGUGGCUGGAGGAGCAACUGAGCAGAGCCUCCUCUUCAACAGAACCAAAACCCAAACACGUCCUGGUGUUCCAGCACAUUCCUCUGUAUCUAAAGAGCCCUGAGGAGGAGGACGACUACUUCAACCUGCAGAGGGUCGUCAGACAAAACCUGCUGGACAGGUUCAAGAAGGCAGGGGUGAAGGCAGUCUUCUCCGGCCAUUACCACCGAAACGCUGGAGGUUGCCACGGUGGCCUGGACAUGGUCGUGAGCUCGGCCAUCGGCUGCCAGCUCGGCGAUGACACCCAUGGCAUCAGGGUGGUGGUGGUGACCGCAGACGGUGUCAUCCAUCGCUACCACAGCCUGGAGCAGCUAACGGCAGGAGGCAUGGACGAGGACCUCAGGAAGCUCCUUCAGGCCUGAUGAAGUGAUAACCGGAACAGUUUGGCUUUGUUUCUUUCUCAAUUAAUGGUUUAAUAUGGAUCUUACAGAUUUUAGGCCCUGUCCUUAGGGGCAUACGACCGGGUUUUUGGAGAUUAGGCCGUUGGUCAAGACAUGUCAGCAGAUGAGAACACAAUAUAUAUAAAUGUUGAUUUUGACCAAUGGCCCAGUCUACAAAAAAAUCUGUGUAAGUAAAAAACUAACUUGUGACCCAGCAGUAAAUUUAAGCUCAUGAAGACGAGACCACAUGCCAGCAAAACAUUUUACAGAAUCUUUUGAUUGGGUUGACGUUCCCUCUUUUGAAUGUUUUCCUUGGAUUGUCACUCGGCAGAAUGGAUGUUACUAUGUCUUCUCCCGCUGCCCUGACAGGGCCACACAAAGAUCAGUGGAGGUGUUCUGAGACUGUUGGCUCUUCUGUGGAGAGGCUCUACCCUUCUGCACAGUCCACCUCUAUCUGAAGUAACAUUGCGCCCUCUCACACCCUGUCUAUCUGCCCGUGUGUCCUGCCGUCCGUCUUUGUUGCCAGUGUAACUUUUAAUGUAUCCAACCUGUUCCAUAUUUAAAGGAAGAGUCCACCCUCCAGUUAGAUCAGGGGCCUCAAUUAUAAAACAGUGCGAUUUAUAAUAAAGUGUAAGCUGGCACAAAAGCCGGAAAAUGAAAUAAAACCGUGGCUAAGCACAUCUGAAGGCAAUGUUCCCUACCAAUGGUCUUCUAUGGUGAAUCUCGGAAUUAAGUGAGUGGUAACGUGUUGCUGCUUCGGUGAAUGCAGAGAGUGAGAGUGAGUACGACAGAGAGGACAGAGCCAGAAAUAAAAAAGUAUCCCGUUAGAGAGGCAAAAAAACAUUUACUUCUCACUGUCAGAGUGUCGGGGAACUUGUUGUAUUACCUUUAUGCAUUUUAACAAUUCCAUUCCAAAUGGCAGGCAUUAUUAAAUUCAGAGACAGCUCUAUCCCCAAUCUAUAAAAUUCAACAAGAUUAUUUUAUUCCCAAAAGGGGCUUUAAGGCGCACAGUGAAUAUUAUAAAGUGUUACCUGUCAGUUAAGAGUGGUGAGUACUUGUUUUGGGAUGGUUCAGUUUUGUCGUUCUUUCUGAUACUGGACUCUGUUCAGCACAAAGAUCUGAGAUCACAGCUCUAUAGAAUCUAUAUCAGCUGAUGAGUCAUCAUCAUGGGACAAGAAAUCUUUAUGGUCAGUAAACACUUCCUCUUAAUCCUUCCAUUCACGAAUACUCAGUGCCAGUACAUUCAUCACGCAGCAUUACGCACGAGUGUCAGCGUAGUAUUUAUGUUGAAUCGGGCCGAUUACUUCACACAUCAGUGGGAUCAUAUCCUCCUCUCUUAUUUGGAAACGAAAGCUUAAAGGUGAACGCAGUUUUUUUAAUAAGCAGUCUCCAGCUCGCUCUGUGCACAAUGUUCACAGCAGUGAUUUAUCACACUGUAUGAAAACUAAAGUCGUACUUGGUGAUACAGGCAGUGUGUGCCAAGUGUUUGAAGAUAUUAAAAACUCCCCACUGCUUUUUUUUGUUUUUUACAAAUGAAGGAUUUUUUAAAUAUUAUUAAAUUUAAUUAGUUUGUUUAAAUAGAUCCCAACUUUUGUGUGAGAAGUGGCAUAUGCUCAAAAUGGGGUCUGAAAGAUGCGCACAAAAUGGUUAUAAGUGAGGCCCCAGAAGAGCUAGAGGAGGUGUGGACUCAAUCCAGCUCUUCAGUGUUGAACGAUUUUACCUCAAUAAUCCUGAAAUAUCCAGCUCCAAUCAUAUUUGGCUUUAACAGGGGCACUGACUAUUGGCAUUGAAAAAUAACAUUGGUAAAACAUGUUUAGGCAGACAGUUGUAAAUGCUGAGUGUUUAUGAUGAGGCUCUGCAUGGACAGCUGUGCAGUCAGGGAGCAGGAUGGCCGCUGCAUCGCCACAGGAAAGGAGAAACAGGAAUUUUAAUGAAUGAGCUCGGAUCGUACGUCCUCAGAUGUUUAAACGCUUUAUUUACUGCACAUCGACACCGGUCCCCGAUUAAAGACAGACAGAGAAAAGACACAACAGACCACAAUGCAAAAACUAAAUAAGAUGCCUGUCUUUUAUUUUUCAGUACCAAUACCUGUUUCAAUGCCAAUGUUCUAUUUGUAACUUCAGAUUUUGAGGUCAAUGCCAAUAUUUAGUGUCACUGUUCUAACCCUGUACGGUCAGUCUACUGCUGCUGCAGUGCUCUGCCUGGUUGGUCAUCCUAUGCAAGCUAGUCACACCAUCACCGUGUGUGGUGUGUGUAUUUUAAUGUUUAGCUCGGUACAUUGUUUGACUGAAAGAUGUGGCGCUGACUCCUGACCUCUCAUCCGAACUGUGAGCUGUUCGUCUGUAGCUUCUUACACAGCCCUGAGUUUAAUGUCUAGCCUUGAUAGUGCUGAUGAUACUCUUUGAAUUUAUGUUGACUAGAGAUGUUAUUCUUCAGCCAUAUAAAUUAGCUUUAGUUUUUACUGAUUUUGAAGUUACAAUCCUUAAGAUUUCACUCCUGGUUGAAGAAGAAAUACACCUGAUGCAAUAUUUAGAAUUAAAAACGCUUCAAAUGAUCAUUGUUGAUUUAUGCUAAAGCGACUGCCGGUUUUAUCCUCCAUGACAAACACAUGACCUUUCCUCUGAGUGCAUCACAAUAAAAGCCACACCGUGUUUUGCCUGUUAAUACCAAACACACAAACAUAGGCCUGGUGUCCGGCUGAUAAAAUGGGAUCUGUUGUGGAGAGCACAGUAUCUCCUGACUAUUUAGCCAGAGCUCAAACAGCUGAACUACCUGCAGAAUUAUUUUGGAACUCCCAGUCCUGAAAUUGUCUUAAAAAUGUCUUCAACAAAAUGACUUUUCUUAGUGCGUCCUAAAUGACUACUCCAUUACACUUUCCACACACACACACACACACACACACACACACACACACACACACACACACACACACACACACACACACUCUCUCUCUCUCACAUUCGCCCUGACCGACUGGGAAUGUAAGAGAGUUGUCAUGGCAACCCUUUAGCAACACAUCUGAGUGCCGGGGAGAAAGUGUGCGAGUCCUCGUGUGUGCACACGUCCGUCCGUGAUAUUGUGUGUACCGUAGGUGAUUUUCCAUCAGCGACGCAAUCGCUGACCUCAUUUCACACUGACAGAUUCUGUCCAUUUUCCAAAAAAUUCAGCAUGUGAUGAAGGGAGGGGGGAGGGGGGAGGGCGUCUGAGAGGAAUGGAUAAUGAGUGUGAUGUGUGAAAGACGACUCAGUCCAUCUCCUUCAUUUCCUGUCUGAGAAGGAACCUUAUGUCCUCAUCUAUUUUUAUAUCCUCACAGUAGCCGAGCUCAGUCACAUUGUUUUUAUCUCUGUGUGUGCAUUUAUUUUAAUCCUCACACACUUGACCUUUUCCUAUCUUGAAUUGUAAUGAAUUACCAUACUGAACCCCAUGACUGUGACACAUCUGGCUGUAUUUUUAUAAUAAAUAUUGAUUUUAUCUAA
Messenger RNA from Paralichthys olivaceus (Japanese flounder), 4593 nucleotides. It is a transcript of the gene cpped1, whose product is annotated as calcineurin-like phosphoesterase domain containing 1. NCBI's taxonomy places the organism in Eukaryota, Metazoa, Chordata, Actinopteri, Pleuronectiformes, Paralichthyidae. The record is from RefSeq and is a predicted model, not a curated record. Gene Ontology annotation, molecular function: hydrolase activity.